AUGUCUGUUGAUAAUUUCGACUUUACCGACAAAACUCGCCGCACGAUCACUGCUGCCGUCCAACUGGCAAAGGACUAUGCGAAUGCUCAAGUUCACCCAGUGCAUAUCGCCUCAGCUCUCUUGAAUGAUUCAGGAGAAGAUGAGCAGCCGGGAGGAUUGGGAGACACUUCAUCCUCAUCUAGAUCCCAAUCCUUGUUCCAUUCAGCAAUCUCAAAGGCCGGCGGUGACCCAGCAGUAGUUAAACGCGGAAUACAGCGUGCAGUCGUUAGACUGCCUACGCAAGAUCCCCCUCCUGAAGAAGUUUACUUCAGUGGACCGGUACUCAAAGUUGUACGAGAAGCGCAGAGCUUGCAGAAGACAAUGCACGACUCGUACAUCGCUCAAGACCAUUUACUCCUCGCCGUCUUGAAGGACGCGACCAUCCAAACAAUUAUCAAAGAAGCCGGGCUUACCGAAGCUACUUUGAAAACUGCCAUUGAACAAGCACGAGGAAACCGUCGUAUUGAAUCCAAAACCGCCGAACAGGGUUUCGAUGCCCUGCAGAAAUACGCCGUCGACUUGACCGCUCUGGCAGAGGAAGGCAAGAUCGACCCAGUAAUUGGACGCGACAAUGAAAUUCGUCGCGUCAUCCGAAUUCUCUGCCGAAGGACGAAGAAUAAUCCGGUUCUAAUCGGUGAACCUGGUGUAGGAAAGACCUCGAUCGCUGAGGGUCUUGCACAGAGAAUAGUCAAGAGAGAUGUACCGGCUAGCUUGAUAUCUAGACUAUACUCACUCGAUAUGGGUGCUUUGAUGGCAGGCGCGAAGUAUAAGGGUGAAUACGAAGAACGUAUCAAGGCUGUCUUGAACGAGGUCGAGAAGGCCUCCGAAGAUGGUGGUCCAGGCGUCAUCCUCUUUGUUGAUGAACUGCACCUCAUCAUGGCCGGGCGUGGCGCAGAAGGAGGAGGCAUGGACGCCGCCAAUCUCUUCAAGCCUCUUCUUGCACGUGGCAAGCUUCGGUGUAUCGGCGCGACCACACUCGCCGAGUAUCGAAAAUACAUCGAAACCGAUGCGGCUCUCGAACGUCGAUUCGCCCAGGUACUAGUAAACGAACCGAGCGUGCUGGAAACGAUCAGUAUCCUUCGAGGCAUUCGGGAGAAGUAUGAAGUCCAUCAUGGUGUCAGGAUAUUGGACGGCGCGUUGAUACAAGCCGCGACAUUGGCACACCGCUACUUGACAUCUCGGCGUCUGCCUGAUGCUGCUAUCGAUUUGGUGGAUGAGGCUUGUGCUAGUGUACGUGUUAAUCGCGAAACAGAGCCCGAGGCGAUCGACAAGCUUCAACGCAAGAGGCUUGAGCUUGAGAUAGAAAUUCAUGCCCUCGAGCGAGAGAAGGAUGCUGCAAGUAAAGAGCGUCUGCAAGCCGCGAAGAAAGCUAUUUCCGACAUAGAUGAGGAAUUGCAACCUCUUCAGGCCGCGUUCCAGGCUGAGAAGAUGCGAGGCGAUGAACUCAACGUACUGCGGCGGAAGAUGGACGAACUCAAGGCGAAGAUCGAAGAGGCUGAGCGAAGACGCGACAUUACCACUGCCUCCGAUAUGAAAUUCUAUGCUGUCCCCGAAGUGCAAGCCCGUAUCGAGCAGCUAGAAGCGAAGAAGGCAGCAGAGGACGCUUCGACCGGCUCUGCAGCCGAUGUAGUGACCCCAGAAGCCAUCGCAGAUAUUGUUGGUCGGUGGACCAACAUACCCGUCUCGAGGCUCAUGUCCUCCGAAAAGGAGAAGCUGCUGAGGAUGGAGAAGAUUCUCACCGAAAAUGUCGUUGGACAGCCCGAGGCGGUGAAGGCUGUGGCAAAUGCUAUCCGGCUAUCCCGCAGUGGGCUCGCGAACGCUCAAAGACCCAUUGCAAGCUUCCUUUUCGCAGGCCCCAGUGGUACGGGUAAAACUCUUCUUUCAAAAACACUCGCGACACUUCUCUUCGACUCGCCUGAUGCUAUGAUCCGAAUUGAUGGCUCCGAGUACUCAGAGAAGCACUCUAUUGCUCGUUUGAUCGGAGCACCACCAGGGUACAUCGGCCACGAUGCUGGAGGUCAACUCACGGAAUACGUUCGCCGCAAGCCUUACAGCAUCAUCCUCAUUGAUGAAAUCGAGAAGGCCUGUCGAGAAUUUGUCACCCUCUUCCUGCAAGUCCUCGAUGACGGCAGACUUACUGAUGGUCAAGGGCGUGUCGUUGACUUCAGAAACUCGGUUAUCAUCAUGACAUCCAACCUAGGCGCCGCCUAUCUCAACGACAUGGGCGAUGGACCUGUUCGCCCUGAGACAAGAACACUAGUCAUGGGCGCGAUACAAGGUCAUUUCCCUCCCGAGUUCGUGAAUCGUAUCGACGAGAUUGUUAUAUUCCGGGCGCUCUCACAGAAGAACGUGCUGAAAAUCGUGGACAUUCGUCUCAAGGAAGUACUUGAGCGUCUCGCCGAGCGAAAGAUUACGAUCGACAUCGACGACGUGGCGAAGAGCUACCUCAGCUCGGCCGGAUAUUCUCCCGCUUACGGCGCUCGUCCACUGAACCGGGCCAUCCAAAGUGAACUCUUGAACCCCUUGUCGAUCAUGAUCUUAUCUGAACAAGUUCGUGACGGCGAGGUCGUGAAAGUUCGCUUUGACGGACCUCACAAUCGCCUGAAUAUCAUCCCGAAUCACGAAGCGACCGAAACACAAGGGAUGGAUGUAGAUUAUGACGACGACGAUAUUGAAAUUGAAGAGAUGGACUAA
Messenger RNA from Pleurotus ostreatus (oyster mushroom), 2733 nucleotides. RefSeq lists its product as uncharacterized. The record is from RefSeq and is a predicted model, not a curated record. The transcript is spliced from 7 exons. NCBI's taxonomy places the organism in Eukaryota, Fungi, Basidiomycota, Agaricomycetes, Agaricales, Pleurotaceae. Gene Ontology annotation, cellular component: cytosol; cytoplasm. Gene Ontology annotation, biological process: cellular response to heat. Gene Ontology annotation, molecular function: ATP hydrolysis activity; ATP binding. The coding region runs from base 1 to 2733 and encodes 910 amino acids.